Molecule: messenger RNA, 452 nt
Organism: Bradysia coprophila
Lineage: Eukaryota; Metazoa; Arthropoda; Insecta; Diptera; Sciaridae
Gene: UQCR-Q
Product: Ubiquinol-cytochrome c reductase ubiquinone-binding protein
Biological process (GO): mitochondrial electron transport, ubiquinol to cytochrome c
Cellular component (GO): respiratory chain complex III
Source: RefSeq, a predicted model, not a curated record
UAUCGGCCAACAGAUGGAGGGAGUUUAAUCGUAUUCUCACCUUUUUUGACAUUUUGUUUAAAGUGUCAAAUCGAAUUCACCGCAAGUCAUUUCUGUAGCGAGACGUCACUUGAAGAUCUACUUUCAUCGCAAUGGGUAAAGAAUUCGGUCAUUUGGCCAAAGUUUAUGGCAUUGUCACCUACAAACUAUCACCGUUCGAACAACGGGCGUUCGCUGGUGCCAUCAGCAAAGGAGUGCCCAAUAUGUUCCGACGAUUCCGUUCGAAUGUUUUCACCGUUGCUCCUCCAUUCAUUAUUGGAUACUUGGUGUACGAUUAUGUCGAAUCACUUCACACAAAGUUAACCCGUAAGAAUCCAGCCGAUUUUGCCGAUGAUGUUUAAACUGAUAGAUCAAAGCAAAUGAGAGGGCCGUGUAGAUGUGAAUAAUAAAGCAAAAUAAAUUAAUUAACUGAA